ACUCUCUCACACACACAGACACACACACACACACACACACACACUACAGAAGUCUGGUGCGUUGUUUAAAGCUCCAUUCUCACACAACAACAUUCACCUCAGACCGCUGUGUACUGCGCGGUUACUGAUUCUCCUUCUGACGCGUUUGUUUUUCCGUGUUCAGAUGUUCAGUUAUGAUGUUCAGGACCGUGUCCAGUUCUCCUCUGGCUCCUUCUGUGAAGGUCAAAUUAAUAACCGCUGGAUUUCACACCGCUGCAGACCUGACAGAUGUGCAGCAGCUCCAGCUGUGCAAAGCCACAGGAUUAUCUCAGGUGGAGGCUGCUGAGGUGUUGCAGACUCUGCGUGAUGACUUCUUGCCCCUCCAGCAGAGGGCAGCGGUGCAGAGUCUGACAGCGCUGGAUCUCCUGCACCAGGAGGAGACGCGGGGCAACAUCGUCACCUUCUGUUCGGAGCUGGACGCUGUGCUCGGGGGUGGGAUUCCCGUGGGGAGGAGCACGGAGAUCUGUGGCGUCCCAGGCAUCGGAAAAACCCAGCUGUGUGUGCAGCUGGCUGUAGACGUACAGAUCCCGGUGUGUUUUGGAGGACUAGGGGGUGAAGCCGUGUUCGUGGACACUGAAGGUGGGUUUGUGGUGGAGCGGCUGGUGGGCAUGGCCCGGGCUGCGGUGGAGCACUGCGCCGCUCUGGCUGAGGACCAAGAGCAACGUGAAGCUUUAGAGAGCUUCACCGUGGAGAAGAUCCUCUCCGGAGUCUUCCUCGUGCGCUGUCAUGAUCACGUGGCUCUGCUCGCUGAGCUUCACCUCCUGCCUGACUUCCUGAGGAAACGUCCACAGGUGCGACUGGUGGUGAUUGACAGCGUGGCUUUCCCGUUCAGACACGAGCUGGAGGAUGUCUCUCAGAGGACUCGUCUCCUCAGUGGCUUUUCACAGCAAGUCACUCGCUUAGCAUCGGCUCAGCACGGGCCAGCGGUGGUGUUGACCAAUCAGAUGACGACUAAAGUCUCGAGUGGUCAGUCCAGGCUCGUCCCUGCUCUGGGUGAGAUUUGGGGCCAUGGAGCCACACAGAGACUCAUCAUGCACUGGGAAGGAACACAAAGGUUUGUGUCUCUGUAUAAAUCAUCAAGCCAGAGAGACGCCAACGUUCCCUACCAGCUCACGGCUGAAGGAUUCAGAGACACCACUGUUUCAGUGUCUUCUGUCCCGUCCCACAGUCCUGCAGCAGGAAGCCACAGUAAACGUCCUCGCAUUGAACACCAGAACAGAUAAUCUCUUUCUCUCUCUCUCCCCCACACGCACACACACACACACCCACACACACUGUGUACACAGGAAGAACUAAGCUACAGUCUGUUUUCUGGUGAACUGAUCUGAACUUCAUCUAAAGCACUCUACUCUGUCAGAAGCUUCAUUUUGUGACCCUAAAAGUCAAUAAUAUAAACUUCUGUUCAAAUUCUACACAAUUUCUAUUAAAACCUAAUCACUGGAAUAAUAACUGGUGUAAGUAUUGUAAUUAUAAUAGUUUAUUAUUGAUAUACAUAUUGAAUAUUAAGUGAUUUACACGUGUCACCAGUAUGUUUAACUCACUGUAUAGAAAUCUUCAGGAGGAGCUCAUUGUCUGCAGAUAUCUUUUUUAUAGCACAGCACCUUACUGCACUGUCUUUAUCAAAUAAUAAAAAUAAGUGUAUGUAGCUAGUGUAAAUUUUCUGGUUAAGCUUCCUGUUUACUUUUAUAUGGAUAGAGGCAGCUUUUACAUAAAAAUACAUUUAACCUCUUAA
Tachysurus fulvidraco (yellow catfish) is the source of this 1771-nucleotide messenger RNA. It is a transcript of the gene rad51c, whose product is annotated as RAD51 paralog C. Gene Ontology annotation, cellular component: Rad51B-Rad51C-Rad51D-XRCC2 complex; replication fork; Rad51C-XRCC3 complex. Bases 174 to 1262 code for a protein of 362 amino acids. Gene Ontology annotation, molecular function: crossover junction DNA endonuclease activity; ATP binding; four-way junction DNA binding. NCBI's taxonomy places the organism in Eukaryota, Metazoa, Chordata, Actinopteri, Siluriformes, Bagridae. The record is from RefSeq and is a predicted model, not a curated record. The transcript is spliced from 10 exons. Gene Ontology annotation, biological process: reciprocal meiotic recombination; meiotic DNA recombinase assembly; DNA repair.